This is a messenger RNA of Plodia interpunctella (Indianmeal moth), 3745 nucleotides long. RefSeq names its product Shaker cognate b (gene Shab). Bases 680 to 3364 code for a protein of 894 amino acids. The transcript is spliced from 13 exons. Gene Ontology annotation, biological process: potassium ion transmembrane transport; protein homooligomerization. NCBI's taxonomy places the organism in Eukaryota, Metazoa, Arthropoda, Insecta, Lepidoptera, Pyralidae. Gene Ontology annotation, molecular function: protein binding; delayed rectifier potassium channel activity. The record is from RefSeq and is a predicted model, not a curated record. Gene Ontology annotation, cellular component: voltage-gated potassium channel complex; membrane.
CGGCCUGCGGGCGCAAAUAGCGGCAGCGCGCAUUCGGCCCCGUGCCGAGCAGUCCGCGCUCGAUCGCUCCCGAGCCGGUCCCGCUCACCCGCGCUCGACACCACCGCUUCCCGAUUCGUCCACUACUCCAUCGCGCGCGAACUCAGCCCAAAGUGAAACCAACACCUAUCCCAAUUCAAAGUUCAAGUGAAAGUUUUCUUGCUGUGCUCAUACCAUGCAAUUUCUUUACCAAUCCCGGUGCAACGGUGAUCAGACUCUCCUCUAGAAGCACGUGGAUCCAGGAUCGAUAGCAGAUAUUCCCCUCGACGACGUCCCUUUCUUCUCAAGGUCACAAGGGGAGGUAAACACUCCACUUUCAUUCAUAAUUUAUUUAGAAGCAAUCAAUUAUCCGCUAAAAGGAUGAGUGAGCUACGAGUUUAUUUUUAAACGAGAGCUUAGACUGAGAAAUUCGGAAAGGUGAAAGGAAUUUAUACAAUGCAGAUCUCAUGCCCAAGAAAUAAGAUUUAAUAAAGACAUUUCGUUACGUAUCUGCUUAAUUUGGAGUACAAGUGCAUGUAUGACAUCAAGUGACACAUUUCCAGGACAUCUACAUUCAGCACCUCACCGCUCUGCAAUAGAGCGCGACGAGCGUGCGUUGGAGUAGAUGAGGCGACGCCGGUCGUCGCCAUGAGCUAGCGGCAUGGGGGGCGAGGGGGCGGGCCGCGGCGCCGCGCGCUGGCACGUGGGCGACUCGCCCCCGCGCGCGCCCAUGGGCUUCGCGGCGCCGGCGCCCGCGCAGGAAGCGCUGCUCGACCGCGGGCUCGCGCCGCACCCCGCGGUCGCGCCCGUGGUUACCAACGCCUCUCUGCAGCGGGCGCACUCCAGAUCGAUGUCGUCGCUGCCGCCGGAGCCGUUCAUGAUGCUGCGCGCCAAGGCGCUGAGCAAGCGCGUCAUCAUCAACGUGGGCGGCGUGCGGCACGAGGUGCUGUGGCGCACGCUGGAGCGGCUGCCGCACACCCGGCUCGGCAGGCUGCGCGAUUGCAACACGCACGAGGCCAUCACUGAACUCUGCGACGACUACUCGCUCCAAGACAACGAGUAUUUCUUUGACAGGCACCCCAAAAGUUUCAGUUCAAUACUAAACUUCUACCGCACUGGCAAGUUGCAUUUAGUAGACGAAAUGUGCGUGUUAGCAUUUAGCGACGACCUGGAGUACUGGGGCGUGGAUGAGCUGUACCUGGAGUCGUGUUGCCAACACAAGUACCACCAGAGGAAGGAGCACGUCCAUGAGGAAAUGAGGAAGGAAGCCGAAAGUCUGCGGCAGCGCGAGGAAGAAGAGUUCGGACAAGGAACCUGCGCGCAGUACCAGAAGUGGCUCUGGGACUUACUCGAGAAGCCCACUACGAGUAUUGCGGCCAGGGUCAUCGCGGUCAUCUCGAUCCUCUUCAUAGUGCUGUCCACGAUAGGGCUCACUCUCAACACCAUCCCCUCGAUGCAAUGGUACGACGAAAAGGGCGCGCCCAUGGACAACCCGCAGCUGGCCAUGGUCGAGGCUGUAUGCAUCACCUGGUUCACGCUAGAGUAUGUGCUGCGAUUCAGUGCUUCGCCGGAUAAGUGGAAGUUUUUCAAGGGUGGACUCAACGUUAUAGACUUACUGGCGAUAUUGCCCUAUUUCGUAUCCCUUUUUCUGCUCGAAACGAAUAAGAACGCGACGGACCAGUUUCAAGACGUGCGUCGGGUCGUUCAGAUUUUCCGUAUAAUGCGAAUAUUGCGAAUUCUUAAACUCGCGCGGCAUUCGACCGGGCUGCAGUCGCUCGGCUUCACGCUCAGAAACUCUUAUAAAGAGCUCGGACUACUCAUGUUGUUCCUUGCGAUGGGAGUGCUCAUAUUUUCCUCACUGGCGUACUUCGCCGAGAAGGAAGAACCAGGGACAAAAUUCAUUUCCAUUCCGGAAACGUUCUGGUGGGCCGGCAUCACCAUGACCACAGUCGGAUACGGUGACAUUUACCCCACGACCCCGUUGGGCAAGGUCAUCGGCUCAGUUUGCUGUAUUUGCGGCGUGUUGGUAAUUGCGUUACCCAUCCCGAUUAUCGUCAACAAUUUCGCCGAGUUUUACAAGAAUCAGAUGCGGCGCGAAAAGGCUCUGAAGCGGCGAGAGGCAUUGGAGCGCGCCAAGCGCGAGGGCUCCAUCGUUUCCUUCCACCACAUUAAUCUGCGCGAUGCGUUCGCUAAGAGUAUGGAUCUCAUCGAUGUCAUCGUAGAUACAGGACACCAAAUGUCGCAGGCGGACGCGACUAGCUUGGAGGGCGAGGAGCCAGCAACCACGGGCUGCUACCGGCAGUACGAGCACGUCAUUUCUGGUAAACUGCAACAGAGUACCGACCCCAAUCAGUUUCAGAGCAGUCCUAAGAAAGAGCGCCGGUACUCCAACGAAGGGCCUGGCACGCCAGAAAAGCGCAUGCUUAUAAAUCCAGAUCCUACACCAGAAAGGAAGAUGGCUGAAAAACAGCUUGACUUGGAUCAGCUGCCUUCUGAGUUUGAAUGUUGUUUUUGCACGUUUAAGGGUUACAAGGAGUUCAUAGACGCGGAACAGUUGAUGCCGAUGUCGACCUCGGACCUACGACAGCCGGUGUGCGUGGAACUGGCCUGUCUGCAGCGGCACCCCGCCCCACGCGCCCUGCCCGAAGCCACGCCCAAUAGCCUCGACAGCCCUGAUACAUUUGCGUCAUGCCUUACGCACCCUUUUCCUUCAGAGGGCGACAUCGCAUGCGAGAACGACUCGUCAAACUUGUAUGUGAAUCCCCUGGACGGUAGCGGAGGCGGCGCGGGCGCGGGUGCCGGGGUACCGGCAGAGUUUAGCGGAGUGCGCAAGAGUGCUUCGGGGGAUGGGGGCGUGUUGUGUGCGAAAAGUUCGCAGGCCGAAGGUUCGCCACGGGGCUCGCGGUCCAGCUUGGCGGUGGGCAUGGCCGGGCCGGCGUCGGCGGCACGGCUCGACGCCUCGCGCACCAGCCUGCCGCAGCCGCUGGACGACGCGGCCAUCCCCGGCCUACCGCCGGACGACGCCAAACCCAAACACAGAAAAGCGCGAUUCCAACAGGACUGGUCGGAGGAGGAGAGGAGGCCACCGAGAGGGAUAGCUACGAGGAUAAUCAAUCAUCACAUCCUCUUUGGUAAGAACGGCAACAAGCGGGAGGACGCUCGCUCGCGCUCCAUCCUCAAGAACAAGGAGUCGCGCGGCACCGACAGCGAGCUGCUGCUGCAGGACACCACGUCUCUUGGCGCUAAUGGUGACUCGGGUAGCGAAUCAUCGCCAAUUCGACUGAAAGACUUCAGAGGACAAAACCACAGAGGUGGAGCACAAGAACGUGACAACCUCGUGUCGUAGGCAGCACGUCAGAAUGUCAUAUUGUAAAAUGACAAGUGAGAAUGCUGAUGGCCUCGCCCCGUCACUAGCUACACGAAUACUACAUAAGUACGUUUUACUUAGAGCGCAAUAACAUUAUAAAAAUAAUUUUAACAUAUCAUUGGGCGAUUGUGACUGCUUGUUGAUAUAGAUUUUCAUUUCGUAGGAAAUUAUAAAUAUUGUAAAAAAUAUAUUACUUAAUGUAAUAAUCGUUCAUUCCAAUCGAAAAGUUGAAGAUACCUAUUUGUUAAGUUUUUUUACGUGCAAUUAUUAAUUGCUAAUUCUAAUUUAAGCGAUAUAGUUUGUACAGCAUAGUUGAUGAAAAAAGCAAUUAUUAAAAUUAAAAGAUUUCUGAAACUGUUA